Molecule: messenger RNA, 1838 nt
Organism: Paecilomyces variotii
Lineage: Eukaryota; Fungi; Ascomycota; Eurotiomycetes; Eurotiales; Thermoascaceae
Product: putative cytochrome P450 oxidoreductase OrdA-like protein
Exons: 7
Coding region: 1-1575 (524 amino acids)
Molecular function (GO): iron ion binding; monooxygenase activity; heme binding
Source: RefSeq, a predicted model, not a curated record
AUGGCUUUGGGCGUCGUCUUGAAGAUUGUUCUCGUUGGUCUGGGACUAUACUUUCUCAGAUCACGACUCCUUCAAUUGAAGAAUGGCAAGCAAGCACCGCUGCCCCCGGGGCCGAAACCAAGCUUUUUGGUUGGGAAUCUGUCAGAUCUCCCGAGAGACGGCGAGUUGGAGUUUAUCCAUUGGCUCAAGCACAAGGAUCUAUAUGGACCAAUUAGUUCGGUGACUGUCAUGGGCCAAACAAUUGUCAUUAUCAAUGAGGCUCGGAUAGCAUUUGAACUUCUGGAGAAGCGAUCCUCCAAGCACUCGUCUCGACCAAAGCAGAUUUUCGCUGGCUGGGAAAACUCGCUUGGCGGGUCCCCGUACUCGAAUCAAUUUCGUGCGCAUCGCAAGUACAUGUCGCGUAUCAUUGGCUCCAAGAAUGUUGCUGCGCAAUUCAAUGACUUGCAGGUGGUUGAAGUCGGUCAUUUCUUAUUGCGGGUGCUUGAGAACCCGGAUGGUUUGGUUGAGCACAUUCGAAAGGAAGCUGGAGCAGUUAUCUUGAAGAUUAUCUAUGGAUACACCGUUGAACCGCAUGACAAGGAUGCUCUUGUAGAUCUGAUCGGUGAAGCUAUGGACCAAUUCGGUCAGGCGGCAGUUCCUGGAGCGUGGCUGGUGGACAUCAUGCCUUUCAUGAGGCAUCUGCCCGACUGGUUCCCUGGGACUGGAUUCAAGCGUACAGCGGAGAAAUGGAAGAACACAUUGAUUGAGACAGCUGACAAGCCAUUUGCGUUCGUUAAGCACCAGAUGGCACGCGGUCAGAAUGAGAUAUCUUUUCUCUCGCGCCUGCUGGAGCAGGGAGAUCUCAGCCCCGAGAACUCUCUGGUCAAGUGGUCUGCGUUGUCUCUCUAUGCUGGUGGGGCAGAUACUACCGUCUCAUCUCUAGCAUGGUUCUUCCUCGCCAUGACCGUGUACCCAGAAGUGCAGCGGAAAGCGCAAGAGGAGAUUGACCGAGUCAUCGGCAGUGAAAGGCUCCCCGGAUUCGAAGACCGAGAGAACCUGCCUUAUAUAGAUGCGAUCGUGAAAGAGAUUCUCCGGUGGAACCCGGUUGGACCGAUGGGACUGCCCCAUAUGACGACGGAGGAUGAUAUUUACGAAGGAUAUCUCAUCCCGAAAGGGGCAGUCAUCCUUGCUAACAUCUGGUACUUCUGUCAUGAUCCCUCGAUAUACCAUGACCCGAUGGCUUUCAAACCCGAACGCUACCUCUCCCCAACCCCCGAGCCAGACCCUCACAGCCUCGCAUUUGGAUUCGGUCGUCGUGUCUGUCCCGGGCGGAUCCUCGCAGAGAACUCACUGUACCUUAGCAUCGUGCAAUCCCUCGCUGUAUUCAAGAUCAGCAAAGCCGUCGAUCAGACGGGCAAGGAAAUCGACCCCGUCGUCAGCCCUCAAGCGGGAAUCGUUUGCCAUCCGAACCCGUUCAAGACGAAUAUCAAGCCGCGGAGCGAGAGGCACGAGACACUUAUUCAAUCCAUAGAGCAGAUCCAUCCGUGGCAGGAGAGCGAUGCGAAUGUCCUGGAGGGAAUCAAGAUAUUGAAUUGAUGUUGAAUCUGGUUUAUGGGAAUAGAGUGUAAGGUAUGGAUGAUAAUUGGGUGGAGGGUUUGAUUGUUUUGGAUCUGGAUACCUGGAUAAGUACUUGGAUAACAUGGGACAGGUACAUUUGGGGGACUAGAGUUUCAUUGUACAUACAUACAUUAUCAGACUUAGGGGCCAGACCUCUAAGGAGUUCUCCUUUUUGGUCUAGUCGUGCAGUCGACUUCCGUCUACAUAUAUAAUAAUGACAUACAUUCGCUCAGAGCCAGCAG